This is a messenger RNA of Lachancea meyersii CBS 8951, 1311 nucleotides long. Lineage: Eukaryota; Fungi; Ascomycota; Saccharomycetes; Saccharomycetales; Saccharomycetaceae. The record is from the annotation of a GenBank genome assembly.
AUGAAAGCUUGGCAAGUAUUUAAGACGUCAAGUCUAGAUAUUAGGCUAUGCUGGAUUUCAGCAUUUUUAAGAUUGGCUUCUUAUGGUGUUACGAACCAAGUUUUGACGCUGUUUUUGAAGGAAAUUGGCAUCUCUGAAAAGGAGAUGGGAUGGUUUAUGUCGUUGACCUUAGUGGGCGAUGUUUGUAUAUCUUAUCUGUUGACCUGGCAUGCAGAUGAGUGGGGCAGACGGCGUAUUCUUACGUAUGGCGCCGUGAUGAUGGUGUUGAGUGGGUUGGUUUUCAGCUGGAGCGAAAACUUCUACGUACUUCUGGUGUUUGCCAUUUUCGGAGUUAUUUCGCCAUCAAGCGACGAAGUUGGGCCUUUCAAGUCCAUUGAGGAAUCUAUGAUAGCGCAUCUCACUCCCCACAAUCGUCGACCAGAAAUUUACGCAAUUCACUCACUUGUGAGUAUCUCUGGAAGUGCACUUGGAUCGGUUUUUUGCGGGUGGUUUGUGGAAUUACUACAAGACAACAAGGUAUUCGACACUCAACUGAAGUGCUACAAGGCCGUCUUCGCUGUGUACACUGUCCUGGCAUUUGGGAAAUUGAUUUCCAUCGUUUGUCUUUCGGACGCCGCAGAAUUGGACGGUCAUGUUCACGAAGAGGUCGAUCCUCAACAGGUUUUCGACGAAACUGUUUCUUUGGUCGAGCCAACCGUGACUCAAAAGUCGAAAAUGGCACCUGAAACGUUUUCCAUCAUGGUAAAGCUUCUUGUAAUUUUCAUGCUCGAUUCGUUCGGCUACGGAUUUAUGACAAGCGCGUGGACAGUAUUCUACUACUCCGUUGUAUUUGGUUUGGGCCCAGCAGCACUGGGCCUCCUUUUCUUCGGGGCAAAGGUCAUGAUGGCAAUGUCAUCUCUGCCGUCAUCGACCGUUGCCAGAAUGUUUGGCCCUGUCAAAGCGACUCUGAUGGUGCAAGUCCCAUCUGCGAUUUUUUUCAUGUUGAUCCCAUUCGCCGAAGGCCACCUUUCAUUGUCGCUAAUUUUCUUCAACCUUUACAAUCUCACAAUGGCUAUGGACGUCACGCCUCGCCAAAUCUUGCUCACCAAUAUCAUCAAACCAAGCGACUUGACUAGAGUUAUGGGUGUGGUGAACAUAGGUAAGACGUUUGCGCGCUGCAUCGGACCUAUAUUUACAGGCUUACUGGCAGACAAGGGAUUACUGUGGUGCUGUUAUCUGAUCAGCAGUUCUUUUGUGCUUCUCGCAGACUUCGUACUUGCAGUUCUGUUCUAUGACAUUGAUUCACAUAUUCUCAAGACCACUAAUGCGUAG